Messenger RNA from Vanderwaltozyma polyspora DSM 70294, 834 nucleotides. RefSeq names its product isopentenyl-diphosphate delta-isomerase IDI1 (gene IDI1). Gene Ontology annotation, biological process: isoprenoid biosynthetic process; isopentenyl diphosphate biosynthetic process. Gene Ontology annotation, molecular function: isopentenyl-diphosphate delta-isomerase activity. The coding region runs from base 1 to 834 and encodes 277 amino acids. The transcript has a single exon. The record is from RefSeq and is a predicted model, not a curated record. Gene Ontology annotation, cellular component: cytoplasm. Lineage: Eukaryota; Fungi; Ascomycota; Saccharomycetes; Saccharomycetales; Saccharomycetaceae.
AUGUCCGAAUACGCAAAAUUAGUCGAAGGUUUAUCUGCAGAUGAUAUCUUGGAAGAGUUCCAAGAGGUCAUCCCUUUGCAAAGAAGACCAAACACUCAUUCCAGUAGUGAAUCCAAUGGAAGCAACCAAGAUGAUUUGUUUUCUGGUCACGAUGAAGAACAGAUUAGAUUGAUGAACGAAAAUUGUAUCGUUUUGGAUUGGAAUGAUAAUGCCAUCGGUGCAGGAACUAAAAAAUUAUGUCAUAUAAUGGAAAAUAUCAAUAAAGGUCUGUUGCAUAGAGCAUUUUCCGUCUUCUUAUUCAAUCAAGAAGGUAAAUUGCUAUUGCAACAAAGAGCUACUGAAAAAAUCACUUUCCCAGAUUUAUGGACAAACACCUGUUGUUCUCAUCCUCUAUGUGUUGAUGAUGAAAUAGGUUUAAAAGGUACUCUAGAUGAUAAGAUUAAUGGUGUUAUCACAGCAGCAACAAGAAAAUUAGAACAUGAAUUGGGUAUCCCACAGAAUGAAACUACUCAAUUCGGUAAAUUCCAUUUCUUAAAUAGAAUUCAUUAUAUGGCUCCUUCAAAUGAUCCUUGGGGUGAACAUGAAAUCGAUUAUAUCUUAUUCUAUAAGAUCAGUGACCAAAAUUCUCUAACUGUUGCUCCAAGUCCAAAUGAAGUAAGAGAUAUUAAAUGGGUUACCGCCGCAGAAUUAAAGGCAAUGUUUAACGAUACAUCUUUGAAAUUCACCCCUUGGUUCAAACUGAUCUGUGAAAGUUACUUAUUCCAAUGGUGGGAUAAAUUAAACGAUUUAUCAGAAGUUGAAAAUGAUAAAAAAAUUCACAGAAUGUUGAAAUAA